UAGAAGUUACAUACUUAAUUCAACGACAAAUAUGCGUUCUUAAGUUUCUUGACAAAUGUUUGUUUUAUGCAAUAAACGCGUCCACACACACCAACCGGAAGUGGCAAAAUGACAAGCAUGGCUGCGGAGCGGGAAAGCGAGUUGUUUUAUCUGGCUAUACCGUGUGGGUCUAGUGAGGCCCUGUCAGCUACAUGGGGGUUGGGCAACCAGCUGUAUGUUUACCCAGAGGGGAGACAAGAGACUCUCAGCCAAAACAGGCAACAGGGAGAGGGGACGUCUGCUGCUGAGGUGUCUCACAUCCGAUGGCACACUGAAAUGCAUGGACCAAUCACACGCAAACUUGUCAACGAGUCACACAAUAUCUUCGUUAUGCUCCAGGGGCAAGUGAACAGUCUGUCUGGGACAGCUCUACACACACAACUGGUGAAGGCCAGCAAGCAGUAUCGCUCUGUCCUGAAGGCCUGCAGCAUGGAGCUGUUACACCUGACAGACACAACCCAGGAUGAGCACCAGCGGGCAUACUAUGAGAACCAACUACAAAUGUUCGAGAUGAUUCAGCUCAUCUGGAGUCUCUGUGAGAUACUCUUUGUGGACACAAGCUCAGAUGGUCUGGUGUUGCGGCAACUGCUCGACUGGCUGAGAUGGCACUUCUCUGAAGGGAAGAGGUUGGCAAUGGAGGUGCACCGAGAUGAGCAGCCAGACUCACAUCCCAUGUACUGGGACGCUAUCUACAGGCUGACGCUCCAGGGCGAGGCUGAGAGUGUGAGAAGACUGCUAUCCCAGCACUCAUCUGCAAAUUCAUCCGAUGCAUUUGCUGUCAUGGAUGAGCUGCUACGAAAAAUGCCACAAGCACAUCAAUACAAUCACAUCCCCUCGGCGGCAGAGUACGACAUGAAGUGGCGGCACUGGAGGGAGGAGUGUGUCCGAGUGUUGGAAGAGGGACAGUUUGCAGCCUUCACCAACCUGGAGACAUUGGCUCAGAUUUUAUGCGGUGAUGAUGCAAUAUUUACUGAAAUGAAGGAUUACUGUGAAACAUGGUAUCACCUGCUUGUAUCUAAGAUGUUGUAUCAGAACCCGACUAUCAAAUCCCUGGAUCUUCACUUCCAUGUACAGAGCUGUAUGGAAGAGUUCUGUCACGUGGGAGCUCGUAUGGGAGAGCUGGACAACAUUCUUCAGGCAGCCAUUGAAUUCGACAUCCAUCAAGUAAUCAAGGACAGCAGUGCAUUCCUAAGUACAGGCAACUGGUGGUUUGUGUCUCACCUGACUGAUAUCCUGCACCACUGCGGCCAGCUCGACACACACAACCUGGCGUUUGGGUCCAAUCUCCGAGAGUUUCUACUUCUAGAGUAUGCCUCAACUUUAAUGUCACAUAAAAGUUUAUGGCAGGUUGGAGUGGACUAUCUCGACUGCUGUCCAGUGUUUGGAAGCAAGUACCUGGAGCUGUAUAUAGAGCGUAUUCCCCUGGAGACUGAGAAGAAGGCCCAGAAAGUGCUUCACAUCUGUGAGGAGAGAAACAUGAUGGACCAAGCUCAGAGUAUCUGUAAGCUGAUGGGCAUGAAAAGCUACCGGAACGGUCGUCUGGGUUCUGCCCUGUCCUGGUUCCUGCAGUCUAAGGACGUGGCAGCUGCUACAAGGUUGACAGAGAAAUUUCUCCUGGAGUAUGGUGAGAGGGGUCAGUUCUCGCACCUGGAUCUCCUUGACAACCUUGGAUCAUCUAUGUUACUUAGCAACAGACUGACAUUUCUGGGAAAAUACAGAGAGUUCCAGAAACUUUAUGAAGACCAUGACUUCGAUGGAGCUGGGUCUUUGUUACUCUCCCUCCUCUCUGCCAGACUCGCUCCGAAGAAUUUCUGGAUCACGCUGCUGAUGGAUGCCAUGCCUCUGCUGGAAGCACCAAAGGUGAUCUUCAGCAGCAGCAAGACAUAUGAGAUGAUGCACUGUCUGGAGGAACUCACACAAGAGCUCAUCAGGGGAGAUAACUCCCAAUACAGUACAGCAAAGGGUUUGACAGAUGUGGAGAAUGAGCGUCUGGAGCUGCUCCGACUAACGCUCACACGGAACCUGUCCCGAGCUAUCAUACAUGAAGGCACCAUCACGCCCUCCUGAUGCCCACCACAGAGAUGUUGGAUAGACCUGUGUAAUGUUCUUAUUUGUAUGUCCUGAUAACUGUGGGGGACUCAGCAAGUGGCAGCAUGGUAACAAUGAAGGCCAUGUGUUGACCGGAACUGAUUCAUCAUGUGAUCAGUAAAUGUGUCUGGGACAGCUGUGGUAUAUCUAAGCAUGGCGAUAUAACAUCGUAAGCACCCAUGAUGACAUUGUGUACAGAAGGGAAGUAUGCGAUACCUCAGCAAUGUAAGGAGCCCAUGCUGAUGCAAGACAUUGUGUCAGUGUGAUAGUGUGGAGGUCGGACCAAAGAUUAACAAUGAGUGAGUGAGUGAGUUAAGUUUUACGCCGCUUUUAGCAAUAUUCCAGCAAUAUCACGGCGGGAGACACCAUAAAUGGGCUUCACAAAUUGUACCCAUGUGGGGAAUCGAACCCGGGUCUUCGGCGUGACGAGGGAACGCUUUGACCACUAGGCUACCCCACCUCCCCGAUUAACAAUGAUGACACGUAGUGACCUGAAGGGCCUCGUGUCAUCCAUCUGUGCUCAUACAUGUUCUGUAUUAAUGCUUAUACAUGUAAUAAAAUGUACAAUAAUU
Molecule: messenger RNA, 2699 nt
Organism: Haliotis rubra (blacklip abalone)
Lineage: Eukaryota; Metazoa; Mollusca; Gastropoda; Lepetellida; Haliotidae
Product: nuclear pore complex protein Nup85-like
Exons: 22
Coding region: 109-2106 (665 amino acids)
Biological process (GO): positive regulation of DNA-templated transcription; protein import into nucleus; mRNA export from nucleus
Cellular component (GO): nuclear pore outer ring
Molecular function (GO): structural constituent of nuclear pore
Source: RefSeq, a predicted model, not a curated record